Messenger RNA from Bombina bombina (fire-bellied toad), 1286 nucleotides. RefSeq names its product U6 snRNA biogenesis phosphodiesterase 1 (gene USB1). The transcript is spliced from 7 exons. Bases 306 to 953 code for a protein of 215 amino acids. The record is from RefSeq and is a predicted model, not a curated record. Gene Ontology annotation, cellular component: nucleus. NCBI's taxonomy places the organism in Eukaryota, Metazoa, Chordata, Amphibia, Anura, Bombinatoridae. Gene Ontology annotation, biological process: U6 snRNA 3'-end processing. Gene Ontology annotation, molecular function: 3'-5'-RNA exonuclease activity.
GCUGUCAGUUGUACGCGGAGUUAUCUUCAGGAAAUUGAUGUUCUGCGACUCUAUUUUACAUACAUUGCUAUUUCAUUUUCUGUAUAUUUCUGUUCUCAUAUUGAUGUUCUAAUCGAUAGAGGUUUCCUCUCCGCCAUCUCCCCGUAAUUGCUAAUCUCACAUAUAAAACAAAUCCCCGGUUUCCUGAACGUUAAAACUUUGUGAUCUCGUCAGCGCUGGCUCUGGUGGAAUACAGUAGCUCAGAAGAUGAGGAACCGCAGGACAGGGUCGCACCUCGUCUGCCGGUCCCAGAAAGUGUGCUCAAUAUGUUCCAGGAUGUGAUAGAAAAUGAAGUAUGUGAUGAUGUCACAAAGCAUGGUGGCCGGAUACGCAACUUCAAACAUGAGCGAGGCAACUGGGCUACCUAUGUCUAUAUACCUUUUCAGCCCCGUGAGGAGUUCUGGGACCUGCUGGAUGAGCUGCUCUCCAUGGCUGCGGACCAUGGUGUCAUCUUGAAUAAAAUGAGUGAGUUUCACAUUAGCCAAUCACAGACAGUUGUGUUGCGACAUCACUGGAUUGAUCCGUUUGUCCAGUCAUUGAGGGACAGGCUGCACACCAUGUAUCGUUUUGUCUGCAUUGCUGACCAGAUAAAGGUUUACACGAACCAGGAGAAAACCAGGACUUUCUUGGGCUUAGAAGUCACUGUGGGGAUGGAUAAUCUCUUGGAAGUAGUGUCAGAAGUGGAUAAAUCAUUGCAGGAGUUUAAGCUGCAGACUUUUUACCAGAACCCAUCGUUCCAUGUGAGCCUGGCGUGGUGUGUGGGGGACGUGUCUGCAAAGUUAAAUCCUAACUGUGUUACUUUGCUACAGAGAGCACUAGACAGAUUUGAAGACUCUGGCACCCUGACACGCAUCUAUACAGAGGAGAUUCGCUGCAAGUCUGGGAACAAGACUUUCUGUAUCCCGCUACAAUGAAGCAGGCACACAAGUUUCUUGUUUCUCUUGGCCAAGUCACAAAGCAAAGCCACUGUGCUAAAGGUGCUGCAUAUUCUGCAAAAGGAGAAAUAUGUUCUAAACCUUGUACCAAUUUACCGUUCAUCAGAAUUUUGUAAUAACUUAUUUUGUAUGGAAAUAGCAAACCUCUUGUAUAUGUAUUGUCAUAUGUUGUCAGAUUAAUUUACACAGUGUGGGUAUCUUUAGAAAUAACAAAAUGCAUAUGUACAGACAUUCUAUUAAUAUUUUAUACUUCCUGUGGAAUAUCAAAAAUGUUAAAAAAUAAAAAUGUUCAACACAUAUAUAAAUUAAGAA